Messenger RNA from Tachyglossus aculeatus (Australian echidna), 603 nucleotides. RefSeq names its product R-spondin 4 (gene RSPO4). The coding region runs from base 1 to 507 and encodes 168 amino acids. Lineage: Eukaryota; Metazoa; Chordata; Mammalia; Monotremata; Tachyglossidae. The record is from RefSeq and is a predicted model, not a curated record. The transcript has 4 exons.
AUGGUCAUCGUGGGAUUUAUGAGCGACCCUUGGGUGCGGGGCACUGUACUGAGCGCGGGCACUGUACUGAUCGCUGUCCCCGGGGAUCUCCGGGGUCCCGACGGGGGUCCGCGGGGGAGCUGCCCGGGCUGUGUGAGCUGCUCGGAGGAGAACGGCUGCCUGUCCUGCCGCGACAAGCUCUUCCUCCACAUCGGCCGCGCCGGGCUGCGCCAGGUGGGCCUCUGCCUCCACGACUGCCCCCGGGGACACUUCGGCCUGCGCGCACGCGACGCCAACCGCUGCAAGAGGUGCGGUCCCGCCUGCGAGAGCUGCUUUAGUCAGGACUUCUGCAUCCGCUGCACCAGUGGCUCCUUCCUGCACCGGGGCAAAUGCCGGCCCACCUGCCCGUCGGGUACCCAGCCCCGGCCCGGAGACGACCGGGAGUGCCAAGAGAACAGCAUGAGCAGGAGGAGAGGAAAGAAGGAGCGGGCACAGCAGAAGGAGAGGAAACUUGAGCCAUCUCCCUAAGGCUCAUUCCCGGCCCCCCGCCCCAGGGACCCAAGCACCCUCCACUGCCCCCCAAAUCCGCCUGGAGAGUCAGUCCGUCAGUCAAUCGUAUUUAUU